This is a messenger RNA of Annulohypoxylon maeteangense, 1074 nucleotides long. RefSeq names its product alpha-ketoglutarate-dependent taurine dioxygenase. The transcript has 3 exons. Gene Ontology annotation, molecular function: 2-oxoglutarate-dependent dioxygenase activity. The coding region runs from base 1 to 1074 and encodes 357 amino acids. The record is from RefSeq and is a predicted model, not a curated record. Lineage: Eukaryota; Fungi; Ascomycota; Sordariomycetes; Xylariales; Hypoxylaceae. Gene Ontology annotation, cellular component: cytoplasm.
AUGCCCAGCACAACAAAAGACGAUGUCAUCAGCUACGACAUCAACGUCCCGUACAAGAUCACGGACGACACCCGGACCAAAGUCAAGUACCCCGAGUACAUGCCCAGCUGGGACAAGAUAUGGUUCGACCCCCUCCCACCCUUCGAAUUCCAGGAUCCCGCUCUCCGAGUAAAAGACACCUCUCUCCCCGAGCUCCACAAAGCCGGGCUUAAGAUCACCAACAUAACCCCAAAGCUCGGAAGCUACAUCUCAGGAAUCCAGCUAAACAAGCUCAACACCGUCGCAAAAGACGAACUAGCAUGGCUCGUGUCCGAGCGGAAAGUCCUCGCCUUUCACGACCAGGACCUCAUCGACGACGGACCAGCCGCGCAGCAAGCCUUCAUGAACCACUACGGCAAGCCGAACUACCAGCCGGUAUCAGGCAGCAUCAAGGGGCACCCCGGCUUCCACAUUAUCCAGCGAGACGGCAACCAAGCCGAGCUGACCAAAUUCCUGGACCAGAAAUCCACCACGACGCUCUGGCACCAGGACGUAAGCUACGAGAUCCAGCCCCCAGGAUACGUGAUGCUUGGAUUCCUAGAAGGCCCGGAUAUCGGGGGCGAUACGGUGUUCGCAGCGACGGAUGUUGCGUAUAAACGCCUCUCCCCCGCCCUCCAAACCCUCGUAACCAACCUCACCGCAACGCACACCUCGUCCAAAAUGAUCGCGCACACCCGACUAGCCGGGGGUCUCGUGCGCAAAGACGCGAUCUCCACCGUGCACCCACUGGUGCGCGUCCACCCCGUCACAAACGAAAAAUGUCUUUUCAUAAACGCGGAGUUCGUGUCGCGGAUUGACGGGCUGAAAGAGACAGAGCACAAGAUGUUGCUGGACUUCCUGAUGCAGCAUAUAGUGACCGGCCACGAUUACCAGGCGCGCGUUAGCUGGGCCCCGCGGUCGGUGGUGGUUUUUGAUAAUCGGUCGACUUGUCAUACGGCUGUGGUGGACUAUGUGGAUGAUGGAGAGAGCUCUAAGGUGAGGCAUCUGUUCCGACUUGCGGCCAUGGCGGAGAAGCCUAUCCCAGUUUCUUCGUAA